AUGUCCGUCCAGAGGGGGCCGGCCCCUCUCCCGGGAGUAGGGGCGCGAAUCCCCGGGAGGGGGCUGGGGGACCCGGGCAGCUCUAGCCCCUUCCCAUGCUCUCCGCCCGGCGCCUGGCCGGGGCCGGACAGCGCCUCCGCCCGCCCCUGCGCACCGCCUCACACCCGCGCUCACACACACUCACACUCCCUCGCGCGCUCUCACACACGCACUCCCCUCCCUCCUCCUCCUCUGUUUAUCUCCUCCAGCUGUCUGGGGACCCAGGAGAAGCCCAGCACCGCGCCUGCGCCACGCAGUCUCCGCCCCCGCCCCGCGCCUCACAGCCCGCGGCUACGCUACGGAGACAGCGCCCGGGCGUUUCCAGAAUGGCGAGAAGAGGAAAGAAGCUAAGCACAGAGAGGUUAA
Molecule: messenger RNA, 405 nt
Organism: Nycticebus coucang (slow loris)
Lineage: Eukaryota; Metazoa; Chordata; Mammalia; Primates; Lorisidae
Exons: 2
Coding region: 1-390 (129 amino acids)
Source: RefSeq, a predicted model, not a curated record